This is a messenger RNA of Nerophis lumbriciformis (worm pipefish), 3931 nucleotides long. RefSeq names its product olfactomedin-like 2A (gene olfml2a). Lineage: Eukaryota; Metazoa; Chordata; Actinopteri; Syngnathiformes; Syngnathidae. The record is from RefSeq and is a predicted model, not a curated record. Gene Ontology annotation, biological process: signal transduction.
CUGGGACAAGUUUAGCGCGAGGUGCUGUCAAAAGAAAGACUUGAUGGUAAACACUAAGGAGGAGGACAACGGAUGAUGAUGUCCACAAACAGGCGUGGCCCCCCAGCGUGGUGCUGAGGAGCGCUCUGCUCACACACACACCCUCUCUCUCUUUCACACACACACACACACACACACACAAACACACACACCAACCUCCAUCCACUGACAGUGCGACCGUCCUGCCUGACGUGGAGAUGAAUUAAACGCACUUCACCUUAUGGGCUGAAUCCACCACCCAAAAAAAAAACAUCCGCUUUGGAUUUUGUGUGAACUUGGACGAGCGGAAAAGAAAAGAUGCGGAAAUACAUCAAGUUGUUUGCGUGCCUGCUGCUUGUGUGUGAAGAUGCAGCUUCCCAGAGCAAGAUCUUUGGGGAGACCGAGCCUGUUCGGAUGGUAUCAGAGGGCUCGGACUGCCGCUGCAAGUGCAUCAUGCGACCGCUGAGCAGGGAUGCCUGUCUGCGGCUGCGCAGCGGCAGCGUGCGCGCGGAGGACUUCUACUCGGUGGAAACGGUCAGCUCGGGUUCCGACUGCAAGUGUUCCUGCACCGCGCCGCCGUCCUCCCUCAACCCCUGCGAGAACGAGUGGAAGAUGGAGAAGCUCAAGAAACAGGCCCCCGAGUUGCUGAAGCUCCAAUCUAUGGUGGACCUCCUGGAGGGAACCCUUUACAGCAUGGACCUGAUGAAGGUCCACUCAUACAUGAACAAGGUGGUGUCUCAGAUGAACACCCUGGAAGAGACCAUCAAGACAAACCUGACGCGGGAUAACGAAUUUGUCCGGGACAGCAUGGCCACCCUUACCAACCAGUUCAAGAGAUAUGACAACUACUCCAACAUUAUGAUGAGCAUCAAGAAGGAAAUCUCUGGACUCAGUCUGCAGCUGCUUCAAAAAGACUCCUCGGUGCAGGACACCAAAGAUGAGAGGACCAAGGCGCCUUUAAAAGCAGCCAACAAGAAGCCUCCAGGAUCCAAGCCUCCUCCCAAACCCAAAGAAAAAGUGGUCAAGCCCAAGAAGGAGGUCAUCAAAUCGGAAAAAGUGCUGAAACCAGACCCGACUGCCAAAAGCAAGGUGGUCGGCCAGCAGCAAGGUGUGGUGAGGGGGAUCACCUACUACAAGGCUGCCAAGACGGACAAGGAGGAGGUCCGAGGAGACAACCCGGCCAAAACAUACGCACGCCAUCACGUCACCGAAACCCAGUCUGAGGAUGGUGGAGCCGAGAUGGUUCUUGAAACGGCGGAAGCGACAGCUGCCGAUCCUACCGCAUCAACUGCAUUCCAUAGCAGCGUAGCACCGACCACCACAGCACCACCCACUACCACGGCACAGACGACUGGCCACAGUACGGCAGCUGCAGAGAGGCCGGCCCCCACCAUUGUGCUGCUGCUGGAUAACAGCAACAACAACAGUCGCCCCGCUCUUCACCGAGCAGGGAAAAUUCUGAACUGUGAAGGCACUCUGGCAUCAAUCGAGCAGCCGGAGAAGCAGCACAGUUAUGGACGCAACGAGGGAGCCUGGAUGAAGGAUCCUCUGGCUAAAGACGCCAAGAUCUACGUCACAAACUACUACUACGGCAACAACCUGGUGGAGUUCCGCAACCUGGAUAACUUCAAACAAGGCCGCUGGAGCAACCUCUUCAAACUUCCCUACAACUGGAUCGGCACGGGUCACGUGGUCUACAACGGCGCCUUCUACUACAACCGAGCCUUCACCAAGAACAUCAUCAAGUACGACCUGAAGAUGCGCUACGUAGCGGCCUGGGCGCUCCUGCACGACGUGGUCUACGAGGACACCACCCCGUGGAAAUGGAGGGGCCACUCGGACAUCGACUUUGCGGUGGACGAAACCGGACUGUGGGUGAUCUACCCCUCCGUGGACUACGACUACCACCAGCAGGAAGUGAUCGUCGUCAGCAAACUGGACCCGGGAGACCUGUCCGUGAAAAAGGAGACCACCUGGAGGACGGGUCUGAAGAGGAACUCGUACGGCAACUGCUUCAUCAUCUGCGGCGUCUUGUACGCCGUCGACGUGUACAACCAGAAGGAAGGCGAGGUGCGCUACGCUUACGACACGCACACCAACACGGAAGCCGUCCCGCACCUGGCCUUCACCAACGAGCACUCCUUCACCACGCAGGUCGACUACAACCCCAAGGAGAAGGUUUUGUACGCCUGGGACAACGGCCAUCAGGUCACGUACCGACUAAACUUUGUCCACCAGUGAGAAGCGCUCCACAGGCAACAAGGUACAGGAGGCCUGCUGGUAUGGACCCGAGGUGCUGAGCAUUUUGCAACUUGUUUGAGCUAAAACCACUCAGGAUGUGCCACAAGUCUCCGUUUCAAGUAUUUGUGGACAUAAUCUUCCUGCUUGACUUGCGCUUGAUACACCUUCAAUCGAGAAAAACUGCAUUUUGACCAUCACCCACAAUGCUUAGGUGAGUCUUUCCCUUUUCUGUGCGUUCUGCAUAAUAAACUGCUAGUAAGAGGCGGCUAACAAUGCGGGUAAUGUGAUUUAUCUAUUACGCCUACAUAGCCAUCUAAAAAAAACUCCGACAAAGUUCCUGGGCCACAGAUUGAUCAAUUAUAGGAUGUGAGGGCCAUUUUGAUAGUUGUCGCCUUCAAAACCAGUAAAAUAUAUAGAUUUUUUUUUUCCCCAAAAAGGCUAGAAAAUGCAAUUUUGUGUGAAAGUUGAAGGGGCUAAAGCCAAACUGAAACGCUAACAGAUCGCACGCUGGCCGGAAGACGUCAAGUAACAAAAAAUAUGGGCAAAAUGAGCUAAAAGAAAGAGAGCUUGCCACCAGUACUAUGGUAAAAUUCUAAGAAUAGCAUGCUUACAGUUACCAGAAUAUAUGACACUGAGGUGUAUACCUCUAGAAUGCUAAUGUUAGCAUGUUCAAAUGCUAAAUGUAACAUGCGUCAAGUACCAAAAUAUAUUACUCUGAACUGAAAUGCUAACAGUUAGCAUGCUGAUUAGAUAGUGUCAAGUAACAAAAAAAUGUGCACAAAAAAAAAUACCUAGCAAGCUAACAGUACUAUGGUGACAAUAGCGUGCUUUCAGUUAACAUUAGAGGAAUAAGAAAAAUGUAUGACACUGAAGUGUAUCCCUGCUGAAGUAUCAAAAAAAUCUAGAACGCUAUUGUUAGCAUAUUGAAAUGCUAACUAUAUCAUGUUAGUUGUCACUUUCAAAAACAGUACAAUAUAUAGAUUUCUUUAUUUUCCAAAAAGCUAGAAAAUGCAAUUUCGGUAAAACAAUUUGUGUGAAAGUUGAAGGAGCCAAAGCCGAACUGAAACGCUAACAGUUAGCACGCCGGUCGGAUGGCAUCAAGUAACAAAAAAUUUGGGCAAAAUGAGCUAAAAGAUAGUGAGCAUACUAACAGUGCUAUGGCAAAAUGUUAACAAUAGCAUGCUUACAGUUAGCAUUAGCAAAAUACCAGAAUAUAUGACAGUGAGGUGUAUACCUCUAGAAUGUUAAUGUUCAAAUGCUAAAUGUAAUAUGCGUCAAGUACCAAAAUAUAUUACUCUGAACUGAAAUGCUGACAGUUAGCAUGCUGGUUUUAUAGCGUCAAGUAACAAAACAAUUUGCACACACAAAAACAAGCUAGCAAGCUAGGGUGACCAUUUCCAUGACACCAAAAAGGAGGACAUUAUGCGGCAUAUCAAUAAAUUACUAUGGUGUACAUAGGACUCUGGUAUACUCUUAUUUAUAGUACAAUUUUGAGUGGUUUAAAGAUGAUGUUUGUGUGGCUGAAUAGGAAAAAAUAUUAAAGUCAAGUGUUUGUUAACAGUAUUUGUAUUUAUUCAAUACAUUGUGGUGUUCAAAAAGUGACCACUGAGAUUAAUCUUUUCAAGUGCAGAGUGCCACAAAGCAUAACAUGUGUGGACUUAAAUGUAGUUAA